Messenger RNA from Elgaria multicarinata webbii, 4185 nucleotides. RefSeq names its product REST corepressor 3 (gene RCOR3). Gene Ontology annotation, biological process: regulation of transcription by RNA polymerase II; negative regulation of DNA-templated transcription. The record is from RefSeq and is a predicted model, not a curated record. Gene Ontology annotation, cellular component: transcription regulator complex; histone deacetylase complex. Lineage: Eukaryota; Metazoa; Chordata; Lepidosauria; Squamata; Anguidae. Gene Ontology annotation, molecular function: transcription corepressor activity. The coding region runs from base 84 to 1760 and encodes 558 amino acids. The transcript has 12 exons.
CCAACAUGGCGGCUCCAUAUUAACUUUCCCCCCCUUCGGCAGCCGCUGCCACCGCCCGCCGCCCCCUCGCCUUGGUAGCCGUCAUGCCGGGCAUGAUGGAGAAAGGAGCCGAGCUCCUGGGGGGCGCCAAGAGUAGGGCGGCCGCCAACGGCACCAAGAACGGCGGCGGCGGUGGUGGCAGCCCCGGUUCUAACGGGCACUUUUCCGAGCCGGAGAGCGGCAGUGGUGGUGGCGGCGGCGGCGGAGGCGACAGCGGAGACGAGCACGAUGUAGGAAUGAGGGUCGGAGCAGACUACCAAGCUCGCAUCCCUGACUUUGAUCCUGGAGCUACAAAAUACACAGAUAAAGACAAUGGAGGGAUGCUUGUAUGGUCUCCAUAUCAUAGUAUUUCAGAUGCCAAAUUGGAUGAAUACAUUGCAAUAGCAAAGGAAAAACAUGGCUACAAUGUGGAACAGGCACUUGGCAUGUUAUUCUGGCAUAAGCACAACAUUGAGAAGUCCCUUGCGGAUCUCCCAAAUUUUACUCCUUUUCCGGAUGAGUGGACGGUUGAAGAUAAAGUCCUCUUUGAACAAGCCUUCAGUUUCCAUGGGAAAAGCUUUCACAGAAUCCAACAGAUGCUUCCAGACAAGACGAUUGCAAGCCUUGUAAAAUAUUACUACUCCUGGAAGAAAACCCGUUCUAGAACCAGUUUAAUGGACCGCCAAGCUAGGAAGCUGGCUAACAGAAAUAAUCAAGGGGACAGUGAUGAUGAUGUAGAAGAAACUCACCCAAUGGAUGGAAAUGAUAGUGAUUAUGAUCCCAAAAAGGAAACUAAAAAAGAGGGAAAUAGUGAGCAGCCUGUUCAGUCCAGCAAAAUAGGAUUGGGUAGAAGAGAAUAUCAGAGUUUACAACAUCGUCAUCACUCCCAGCGUUCUAAAUGCCGUCCUCCCAAAGGCAUGUACCUAACUCAAGAAGAUGUAGUAGCAGUUUCCUGUAGCCCCAAUGCAGCCAACACACUGCUUAGGCAGCUGGAUAUGGAAUUGAUCUCGCUGAAGCGACAGGUUCAGAAUGCUAAACAAGUAAACAGUGCACUUAAGCAGAAAAUUGAAGGUGGGAUAGAAGAAUUCAAACCUCCUGAGUCAAAUCAAAAAAUCAAUGCCCGUUGGACAACAGAAGAACAACUUCUUGCAGUUCAAGGUGUCCGCAAGUAUGGUAAAGAUUUUCAAGCUAUUGCUGAUGUAAUUGGCAACAAGACUGUUGGUCAAGUGAAGAACUUCUUUGUAAACUACAGGCGUCGGUUUAACUUAGAGGAGGUAUUGCAGGAGUGGGAAGCAGAACAAGGAACCCUGGCUUCUAAUGGUGAUGCCUCUGCUUUAGGGGAGGACACAAAAAAUACUAAUGUGCCAUCAGGAAAGAGCACUGAUGAAGAAGAUGAGGCCCAGAUCCCACAGACACCUCAGUGUGUAGGGUCUUCUCCACCUGCCCAGGCGUCUACUCCAACACCAGCAACCCCUGUAACAACUCUGAACCAGCCUCCUCCAUUACUUCGUCCAACCCUUCCGGCCGCGCCAGCUCUCCAUCGUCAGCCUCCACCACUUCAGCAACAGGCUCGAUUUAUUCAGCCAAGGCCAACCCUAAAUCAGCCCCCUCCACCUCUCAUCCGCCCAGCUAAUUCCAUGCCUCCUCGUCUAAACCCAAGACCAGCAUUAUCCUCCAGUGGCGGCCCACAGCCACCGUCGCUUAUCGGAAUCCAGACAGAAUCACAGGCCCCUCUGCACUAAAGUAGUAGGGCAGAACUAUGGUAAAUAACAAAAAUGUAUCAGUGUCUAUUUUUCCUCAGAUAAUGAAAGGGGGGAAGGGAGAGAAAGCAAGCCUUCCACAAUAUUGAAGCAGUCUUACACAAAAGAGCAAGGUGGAAACCUUAGCAACAGAAAUAUGUGAAUGGCCAUCUGUAUUAGAGAAACGUCAGUGCAGUAGAUUGCUACAGCAAACCAUGUCUUUGAAGUCAGCCUUUUUACACAGCUAACUUCUUAAAAAAAAAACGUUCAAUGCACUAAGACUUCAACUGGUUUUUACUCUAUUUAUUUUAUAAAAUUCUUUAUUCAAUUACAUGGAAACAAACCAUCUGGAGAGUGUAGGAGUUUCAACUUCAGUUCCGAAGUGGGAUGUAAACCUGAAAUAUUGGGGAAAUUAUUUUUACAUUUUCCUAUGUUAGGAGCGCAAGCAUUACUAACAAGCCUGCCAUUCAGAUUUUGACAAAUAUCGUAACUUCAUACAUUUUUUAGGCUUGUAAUUUUUUAGAUUUCUCUAUUAACUGCUUUUCUUCAGUAUACCUGUUUGAAAAGUUGUCUUGAAGAUUUGCAAAGCUCUAUGGUACAAAAUAGGUUAAACCUAUAUAUGUGGUCUUCUGAUACUGGAAGCAUGACUUGCUAGUGCAAAAUCUGUGGUAGGCAAUGGAUGAGCCAGCAUCUUUGCUUUACAUUUAACAUGAAAAAUUUAACACCAGUAGCAACCUCUGUUGCCAUGUGGUUACUAAAGUCAUCUUCUUUUUAAAUAAUCUUUGUAGUACUACUUUUUACCUGAAAUUUUAUUCUCUUAAGUUCUGGCAAUAAAUUAGCAAGGAGUACCCAGCUGAAUUUCGUAGGUACAGGGGCACUGUGAAACAAUCAAAUAUUAAGUAUGUCUUUAUCUGCCAUUGCUUCCUUCUUGGACUACUCCACUCUAUUUUUUGCAGAUGCAUUUCCCCCUAUUUUUACUUGGUAUUGAAGCAGUGACUAAAUCAUGCUUUAUUUAAUCAAUUAGGAAACAGCAUUGCAGCUCUAUGUGGACUUGCUUCUCUUAGUUUGGGGCAAGAAAUGCUGAGCUACAAAAGUCUUCUGUUUUCAGGAAAAGAUAGGCAUUUCUUCUUUACUGUCCCAGCUGACUUCUCCACUUCUUACUGAAGCAACGGUGUUUAACAUUCAAAGUUUAAGAUGAUUUCGUGUGCAGCAAAGUUGUACCAGCCUCUUAUGUACUGCAUUUUACAGCUCAAGUGUCAAAACUUUUAGAUUAGCGCCUUAAUCAUGAUUAAGGUGCUAAAGGGAUAUAUAUCCAUUAACUUUCAUUUUCUCGUUUUGUUGUUGUUGAAAUAAUCUUAUUUAAAUAGAAUUUUCUUUUGUUUGUAGUAUAUUAAACAUAAAUCCCCCUUCCAUGGGUUUCUCUUCAUACUACAUGUGUACUCCCGGCCACAGUGUUUGAUUAUAAAUACUGGCUUUUCAAAAGAAGAAAAGCAGGUCUGUCAGUUGCCAGAAUUCUUGGUACUUCAUGGUAUUUGAACUUUGGUUCUGGGGUCAAUAUUAAUCUUCUGAAUUCUUCCAACCCCAGUUUAUGCAUUUUGGCAUAACUCUUUAACUACCAAUCUAACAUUGCAUUUCCAGUAUUUAAGUAUGUAGAUCAGGUCUCCCAGUGACUGUAUUGUCCUUUUUUGCUACUUUUUGUCUUGUCUCUUGUUGCUAAAACUUCAGUAUACAGAAGGUUGGGUGCUGCCAUGCAAAUGGCAGUUUUAGGCUAUCAAAACUGUAACUGGGCACUUGAUCGUUUGGGUGAGAUAGGUAUGUACGUAGUGUAAUAUUGCUUUACAUACGCUAUACCACACAGUAACGAAAUGUUUAGCAUUUGUAGUACUGAAUAUGUACAUAGCAAAAUGUUGUCCUUUCCAAAAAAAAUUGUGUGCUUUCCAGAUUAUGUGCAUACAGCUUGCACGUCCUGUUUUGGGUAGGGGGUUGUGUUAAGCAGUGUUUUUUGCCUGGAAGAGUGAUAUGCUUGCUGCUUAAUCAAAGAAUUAAAGUUUCCAAGGAAUCUGUGUCUAUUUUUAUGUACCUUGUAAUGGUUUAAAAUGUUUAGGGCCCGUAUACUGUGAUUCUCUUCUAAAUUCAUUUAUAUUUUUUUAAAGAUUAGAAAUAAAACUAUAUGAUUUUUCAUUUCAAAGGGUUUUUCCUUUUUGCCGUACUAUAAAAAAAAAUCCAGCUUGACUUUGUACCGUUGCUAUAAACCACAAUAUUAAUUUUGGUUUACUUUUUGUCACUUUAUGAAAUGUAAAAUGUUUGCACUCCCUUUAAGUUGGGCAGAGAAAAUAUUUCUUACAUUGGUUUUGACAAAUGUAACUUUACAGCUCCUUUUUAUGUACAGUUUUUCAGUUACAAUAAAGAAAUAAUAAAAACUUUUAAA